UACCAACAAUGGCAGCUCCUCUCAAAUCCAAGCCUCCAUUUAUGGCUCUCUCUGUCUGAACGUACGUACGUACGUACGCACAUUAUCUGUUUCUCUAGCUGCCCUUUCUCCGACUAUUUUGUGUCCACUCAUUUUCACCCUCUCUCUAUCUUCAAUCUCUUUACAAUUUCACAGAGUAUUAUAAGGUGUUCGAUAAAUUGCCGCACUAAAAUAUAUAUAUAUCGAUUGUUUGAUAGAUAGAUACAAGAAUAUAUAUAUAUAUAUAGGAAGGAUGUUGAAGCAUUUUCCGAGCAGGAAUCAGAGGUCGGCAUCAUUAUCAACGUCGAAAAGUGUGAAAUUUAAAAAGGGGAUUCAAAUAUUUGUGGUUAUUGGGGUAGGGAUAUGGUUGCUCUACCAAGUGAGGCAAUUAUACAAUGGUAGGGUGGGUGGAAUGGAGGAGAGACGGCGGCCGGCGGUGGCCGGAAACAUCGAUAAGGUGUUGAAAAUCGGGAGGAAGGAUUUGAACGACGAGAAGCGCGGCGACGGGGAAUUGGUGGAGUCGGAGGAAGAGGAAGCGAAUGACGAAAUGGAUAAGGAAAGGGCCGAGGAAGGCGAGAACGAGCAAUUUCAAGACUUCAUCGACGAAGAAGAUAAGGAUCAAAGACGACGACGACGACGAUGAUGAUAAUGAAGUUUGUUUAGGAUAUGAGAGAAGAUUUUGUCGUAAUUAAGCUGUUGAAUAAGUUAAAAGCUGAUGAUGUCGUAAAUUUGUUAGAAUGUUUAUGAAUAAGUAAAAGUGGCUUUGUAAUUAUGAAUGAAUGAUUUGAAUUUGUAUCACAAAUCUUGUUAGUCUUUAUUAUUAUAAGUUUAGUUGGAUUUGAUUGUGUAUUUUAAAAUGUCAACUAAAU
This is a messenger RNA of Andrographis paniculata, 887 nucleotides long. RefSeq lists its product as uncharacterized. The transcript is spliced from 2 exons. Lineage: Eukaryota; Viridiplantae; Streptophyta; Magnoliopsida; Lamiales; Acanthaceae. The record is from RefSeq and is a predicted model, not a curated record. The coding region runs from base 272 to 661 and encodes 129 amino acids.